Molecule: messenger RNA, 2068 nt
Organism: Myxozyma melibiosi
Lineage: Eukaryota; Fungi; Ascomycota; Lipomycetes; Lipomycetales; Lipomycetaceae
Product: ABC1 family-domain-containing protein
Exons: 2
Coding region: 146-1924 (592 amino acids)
Biological process (GO): ubiquinone biosynthetic process
Source: RefSeq, a predicted model, not a curated record
AGCAUACAGUAAGAGCAAAUCACGUGACUAUCACUUUCCCGCCGAAGCAUCUCGAGAACCGAUCUCGAGCACGGAAGCAGUUCGCAGGCAGACCCUCUACUGAGCUCAAUCAACCCAGAACAACACACACACAGACACACACAGAAUGACGAUUGCGGAUCUGAUCCGCCUGACGAGCGCGGUGUGUCAAGUAGGGCAGCGCUCGCGGGAGUUGUACUCUGCGCACGCGAAUCGAAUUUGGCAGACGUCGUCGCUGACUGUGCGGUUUCGAAACAAGGCGCGGCCGGCGUCGGCGUCGAGCGGUUACAGUGAGCGGGCUGCUGCUGAAGGUGGAAGUAAAGCGUCGGGGACGGGGGUUGUGCCGCCGGGGACGAGGGCGUAUAGUACUAUCGCGACGAGACCUCUGCGUCGGCUGCACCCGCUUCCCCAGCGCCGGACCUACGCAACCGGAUCUGACUCCUCCUCUUCCUCUGCCGCCAAACCCACCACCACCACCACCACCUCCCCCGACUCAAAACGCACGCGCUCGUCACCAGCCGAGCUCGUGACCGACCGCCCCAAGAUCCGCGGCAUGAGCGAGUCCCCCGUGCCUUCCUCGCGGCUCGCGCGCAUUUUCCACUACGGCAGCCUAGUCGCCGAGAUUGGCGCGGGCGCGAUCAAGGAGACUGCGCGGCGGUAUAAUGACGAGUCCGCGAAGGGCACGAAGGUGCAGGGAUCGGUGCUCAUGACGCCUGCCAAUCUCGAGAUUCUGGUGCGCAAGUUGUCGCAGAUGCGGGGCGCGGCGUUGAAGUUGGGACAAAUGAUUAGUUUUCAGGACUCGUCGUUUCUGCCGCCGGAGAUUCAGCAAGUUCUCACGCGGGUGCAGGACAGCGCGGACUACAUGCCGCGCCGCCAGAUGGAGCGCGUGAUGGCGCAAGACCUAGGCGCGAACUGGAAAUCUCUUUUUUCCUCCUUUGACGACGUUCCGAUCGCCGCGGCCUCGAUCGGCCAAGUACACGCGGCCACGCUGGCGAGCACGGGCGAGCGCGUGGCGGUGAAAGUGCAGUAUCCCGGCGUCGCGCGGUCGAUUUCGUCUGAUUUGAAAAACAUCGCGAUGUUGCUUACCGCGUCGAGUAUCUUGCCUAAAGGACUUUAUCUCGACAAGUCGAUCGAGAACGCGCGGACGGAGCUGGGGUGGGAAUGUGAUUAUGUGCGGGAAGCGGAGAAUUUGAAGAAGUUUGGGAAGAUUUUGAAGGAUGAUCCGGUGUUUGUUGUACCGCGCGUGAUUGACGAAGCCAGCGGGCCGCAUGUGUUGACGAUGGAGUUCAUGGACGGCGUGGGGGUUGCGAAGAUUGAGGAUCUGCCGCAGGACAAGAAGGACUGGAUCGCGACGCAAAUCAUGCGCCUGACGCUCCGCGAGAUUGCAGAGUUCAACUACAUGCAGACCGAUCCGAACUGGACUAACUUUUUGUACAACGAAAAGACCGGCAAGAUCGAGUUGCUGGACUUUGGCGCGUCGCGCGAGUACAGCCCCGAGUUCAUCGACAAGUACGUCGGCGUGCUGAAAGCCGCCGUGCGCGGAGACGUCAAGGGAUGCGAGGAGUACAGUCUCAAGCUCGGCUACCUGACCGGUCUCGAGUCGCCGAUGAUGCUGCACGCGCACAUCGACAGCAUCCUCACGCUCGCGGAGCCGUUCGACCAGACCAACGUGACGGCGCCCGCGGACGCGGUCUACGACUUUGCGAACCAGACGGUGACGGACCGGGUGCGGUCGCAGAUCCCGCUGAUGAUCAGAGAGCGCCUGACGCCGCCGCCGGAGGAGACGUAUAGUCUGCAUCGCAAGCUGAGUGGCGCGUUCUUGCUGUGCGCAAAGUUGAAGGCGAAGGUGCCGUGUAAGCAGAUUUUUAGGGACGUGGUGGAGAAGCGGGAGAUUGGCUCUGCUUGAGAUGUAUGAGAUUUCCUCUGCUUGAGAUGUAUAUAGAAAACAGUAGAAGUAGGGAUUAAAACAGUGAGAAAUAGCAAUAGACAUGAUUUGAACCAAGAUCUGUAAACAUCUGAAGACAUCUGCCGCCGUCGAUGCGGCUCUACU